Melanotaenia boesemani (Boeseman's rainbowfish) is the source of this 1495-nucleotide messenger RNA. It is a transcript of the gene rbm41, whose product is annotated as RNA binding motif protein 41. The transcript has 7 exons. The record is from RefSeq and is a predicted model, not a curated record. Gene Ontology annotation, cellular component: U12-type spliceosomal complex. NCBI's taxonomy places the organism in Eukaryota, Metazoa, Chordata, Actinopteri, Atheriniformes, Melanotaeniidae. Gene Ontology annotation, molecular function: pre-mRNA intronic binding; U12 snRNA binding. The coding region runs from base 16 to 1380 and encodes 454 amino acids. Gene Ontology annotation, biological process: mRNA splicing, via spliceosome.
GGCUUCUUAGCGACGAUGAAUACUAGCAACCAUGUCACCUUACUGACGUCAGCCAGCAGGCUAAUUGAGGACACUUCUAGAGUGAGCCGGAGUGCCUGUGAAGAGGGCCCGCUGCUGGAGGAGCAGGAGACGGAGGGCCAGCGGCAGCUCCACAGCCUCCUGCUGCAGCAGCUCCACACAGACGUCGACAUUGAUCGAUGUGUGGCCAGGAGGCAGUGCUUCGCCCCGGCCGCUCUCUAUCAGCCAUUUGGGAAGCAGGCGGCGGGAGUUAGAAGCCUCUCCCAGUUCCAGGCUCUGCAAGACGGGGAGAACGAGCUAGCCACCCUGCGGGAGCUGGGCCUCACCGAUGCUGAGAUCCAGCUGUGGCAGAGCAGAGAUGCACCGGAGGAAACGGAGAAGUCCCACGGUGUGUGUGCUGCUCCGGAUGCAAAGCAGCAGCGUCUGCAGGUGAUCAGAGACAAGAUUGAAGCCAGGGCCGAGAUCCUGUCCCGCCCACAGCGGUUCGCCGCCAGCCGCCCACUGUCGCGUCGGGAAAUGGAGAUCGAACAGGCGCUCUUUCAGGGGAACGACCGCCGGGGUUUCCUCACCGCACUUUACCAUCGAGAUGAAGAGAACCAGACGAUCCAGCAGGGGGUGUCUUCCUCUGACCCGAUGGACUCUCUCUACAGGGAUGUUCUGAACAGUCAGAAACUUACAUCACUCCACGACUCUGAAAGAAAACCAACUCGAGCAUCACACCUGCCUCCACACCGAACUUUUUCUGACCAAUCACAAACCUCAGAGAGAGAGAGCAACCAAUCAAAAUCUGACCAUCACACAGAACCUAAACCUAAAAAACGUUGCUUAUCAGCCCAGUCGCAGUCAAAUUCAGACACUUCAGAACAACCACGUGCUGCUGCUCCAGUCCAGAUAAAUAUAAGCCAGCCAAUCGGCAGUCUGUGUGGGUCGGCUGUGAGGUCAAGCAGACCGCUGACUGUCAAAGGGGAGAUUGCUACGAUUACAGAUGAAGAAAUCCUGAUGAAUCGCGAAUCUGAGGAGGGGAUCAGGAGCAUCCCGAGGUUCAGAAACUACCAGCCAGGCAAACCCUCCAAGGUUCUGUGUGUGAAGAACUUGAGUGCGCAGGCAUCGGUGGCCCAGCUGGUGGCGCUGUUCUCCAGAUUUGAGCAGAAGGGUGGGCCCCCGGUUCUUUACCGGCUGUUGACAGGAAGGAUGAAGGGCCAGGCCUUCAUCACCCUGUCAGACACUGAAACGGCCCAGAAUGCCUUGCAGUUGGUCCAUGGAUACCGGUUGCUAGGGAAACCUUUGGUGGUUGAGUUUGGCCGUGAAAGACAGGAAGAGCACAAACAGAAAGAGCAGGAAGAAAAGGAGACGAGUAAAUAAAACAUUUCCUUCAGCUGUAAAUAACCUUCUCAGGCAGACUGUUUAUUAUUUAUUUUCUUCUGAAUGUGAAGCUGCCACCAUGAAUGUUUCACGUUAAUAAAAGUUUUGACCCAAA